UCUGUGUUGAUUUCAUGUUUCUAUUUGUAUCUCAACUGUUAAUAUGUGUAAACAGUUUCCAAUAAAGUUGUUGUAAAACAACAACCCAACUGGCCUCAGAUAUUCAGAGGUGAGACGAUCACUCUGACAUGUGAGGUGCAGGAAGGAGGUGAAACCACUGAGUGGGAGUAUGAAUGGAGAGGACCCAGGACACCCACACAGUGGAGACACAAUAAUGAUGUGACAUUCAGAGUUUCUGAGUCCAGCAGUGGAGACUACAUGUGUAAGAGUCGACGCAGAGAUGACUCAUAUUCUUCAACAGAGUGGAGUGAAGCCUUCACAUUGUCAGUAUCAAUUCCCAGUAAGCCCACUGUGACCCUGCAGCCAUCCUGGACUCAGAUAUACAGCGGUGAGACAGUCACUGUCAGAUGUGAGAUUCAGGGAGGUGAAGGAGCUCAGUGGACGUAUGAAUGGAGAGCAGCCAAGUUAAACACACCUCCAACAUCCAAUGACCACAGAAUCAUCAGAGCUACUGAGUCUGACAGUGGAGGAUACAGCUGCCGGGGCAGAAGGGACUAUUUCUUCUCAGAGUGGAGUGAUAUCAUCACACUGACUGUGUCAUAUAAACCAAAGGCCAAACUGAGAGCUGAUAACACAGCUGUUCCAGUAGGGGGCAGUGUGACCCUGACCUGCUCUGUGAACCCAUCAUCAUCAUCCGGAUGGAAAUACUACUGGUACAGAGAUGAGAAAUCCUCUGAAGCCCUGACCACACAAGAUGCAGUUUUCCACUCAAAUGGACAAAUCAGUGUCUCACAGGAAGGACUCUAUAGGUGCAGAGGAGGAAGAGGAAACCCAGUUUACUACACAGAGGACAGCCAGUCAGUCAGGAUUGGGAAAACUGUAACAGCCUCAAACAGGCCUGUUGUGACUCUGUAUCCAAACUGGUCUGAGAUAUACAGAGGAGAGACGAUCACUGUCAGAUGUGAGAUCCAUGGAGGAGACACUGAGUGGGAUUAUGAGUGGGAAACAAACAGCAGGAUAAAAGCUCCAAAUCAAAAUGAAUACAGGAUUAGAUCUGCUUCAUCAUCCAACAGUGGAAACUAUCGCUGUAAGGGCAGAAUGAAAAGUUCACAGCAUAAAACAACAGAGUGGAGUGAUUCAGUCACACUGACAGUUUCUGACAGUAAGUAGAGUCAUAGUUCAUUUAACCUGGAAAUAGAAACAGUUUGUAAAAAUGUGUUUUUAUUAGUACAUGUUGAGAUAUUUGACAUGUUUAGAUAGUCUCACUCUUAAAGUUCAUCAUAAAUAUUUGUGAGUCAACAUUUUAGUGACAUUGAAUUCAGAGUUAAGAGACGAAACAUUGAGAGAAAAUCUUUGUUGAACAGAUAAACCCCGUCCUGUCCUCACUGUGUCUCCAUCAUGGCUGAGUCCUGGAGCCUCAGUAACUCUGAACUGUGAGGUUGAACAUC
This is a messenger RNA of Oreochromis niloticus (Nile tilapia), 1448 nucleotides long. RefSeq names its product high affinity immunoglobulin gamma Fc receptor I. The record is from RefSeq and is a predicted model, not a curated record. Gene Ontology annotation, cellular component: external side of plasma membrane. Gene Ontology annotation, biological process: immune response; cell surface receptor signaling pathway. The transcript has 4 exons. NCBI's taxonomy places the organism in Eukaryota, Metazoa, Chordata, Actinopteri, Cichliformes, Cichlidae. Bases 259 to 1170 code for a protein of 303 amino acids. Gene Ontology annotation, molecular function: transmembrane signaling receptor activity.